AUGCCAGCUACAACACGCGCAUCCCGAAGAUCCACCCCAGAACCCACAGCUACAGGUACAGCAGGUAUGACGACCGCGCUGGAUACCUCGUCUGGCGGGCCCGAAGGGGGUCUUACGCCUGCUAUGAGGCCCAGGGAGGGAAGUCGGACCAGGCCACCCAGGGAAGACGUGUAUCAUCCGAAAUACGCUGUGGACUUGGCCGUCACAGAUAACGUCUUUCUCUUCCCCUCCAACCUCAUCGGCUAUCUCCGCGUCGUCCUCGCCGGCGCCAGCCUCUGCAUCAUGCCUAUCCACCCGAGGAUCUGUACAGUGUUGUACUUUACAUCGUGUAUCCUCGAUGUGGCGGAUGGGCAGGUCGCGCGGGCGUUGAAUCAGACAAGCAAGUUUGGGGCGGUGCUGGAUAUGGUGACUGAUCGGUGCACAACAGCCUGUCUGCUAUGUUUCCUCGCUAUAGCCUAUAAACCCUGGGCGCUCCUAUUCCAAUUCCUCAUCUCCCUCGACUUCUCCUCGCACUACAUGCACAUGUACUCAUCCCUCGCCACCGGCUCCACCUCACACAAGACCGUCACCUCCGACGUCUCCCGCAUCCUCUGGCUCUACUACAACAACAAGAUCACCCUCUUCAUCUUCUGCUUUGCAAACGAAACCUUCUUCUUUUGCCUCUACCUCAACAAGUUUUGGACGCACUCGAUCGCACAGUCCCUCCCCUUUUUGCUCGUCAUGUGUCGGGAUCUGGGCUUGCCGGCGGGCGUGGCGGCCGUGCUCGGACGGGUGUCGUGGCCCCAGCUCGUAGCGGGUGUGACGUUCCCGAUUUGCGCGGGCAAGCAGGUCAUCAAUGUGGUGCAGUUUUGGAAGGCUAGUAAGAUUCUCGUAGGGGUGGACAUCGCCGAACGUCAGGCAAAGCGGGAACAAGACGCCAAGGCGCGCCAGUAA
Dioszegia hungarica is the source of this 933-nucleotide messenger RNA. RefSeq names its product CDP-alcohol phosphatidyltransferase-domain-containing protein. The record is from RefSeq and is a predicted model, not a curated record. Gene Ontology annotation, biological process: phosphatidylinositol biosynthetic process. Gene Ontology annotation, molecular function: CDP-diacylglycerol-inositol 3-phosphatidyltransferase activity. The transcript has 6 exons. Bases 1 to 933 code for a protein of 310 amino acids. Gene Ontology annotation, cellular component: Golgi apparatus; membrane. NCBI's taxonomy places the organism in Eukaryota, Fungi, Basidiomycota, Tremellomycetes, Tremellales, Bulleribasidiaceae.